CUGGUCGUCAACUCAAUCAAACACUGAGCAGUUUGUUGAAGUAGCGAGAGGUUAGGAAAUCUUGCAACGUACAGCAAAUAUGGCUUGGUGUUUAAGAGUUAUUGCGGCUGUCUGUCUUCUGCUAGUCGGAGUCCAGUCUAUGAGACAGUUCCGGGGUGAAAUUCCCAACGGAUAUAUCCUGCGCAUCCCUUGCCAAAAUGAGACGUGGGAAGGGGUCGGGCACAUGAAUUUUGGGGGAGGUGGAGAGUUGAAUCCCUUUGGUCGGGAUUUCUUGGCUGCCGGCAAAAAGUGGACCACCAAUCUGUGUCGACUUGACUCUGAUGGGGACGGCUGGACCAAUGGUCAAGAGCUGGGUGACCCCAAGUGUCAGUGGAGGGUUGGGAGAAAACUUCCCAAAGCUCGGAGCAUCACACACCCAGGUAUAAACAACAAAGACGUCAAGUGUUGAAAGCAGCCAAGACGUCGCUGUGCUUAGCAAGAUGGCCGCCCAUUCCCAAGACUUAAUCCACCAUUAUAAACUUUUACAACCAUUUUGUUUUAUUCUUGUUACGUGUCUC
Molecule: messenger RNA, 557 nt
Organism: Physella acuta
Lineage: Eukaryota; Metazoa; Mollusca; Gastropoda; Physidae
Product: temptin-like
Source: RefSeq, a predicted model, not a curated record